Molecule: messenger RNA, 1686 nt
Organism: Hyaloscypha bicolor E
Lineage: Eukaryota; Fungi; Ascomycota; Leotiomycetes; Helotiales; Hyaloscyphaceae
Product: MFS general substrate transporter
Exons: 9
Coding region: 1-1686 (561 amino acids)
Biological process (GO): transmembrane transport
Molecular function (GO): transmembrane transporter activity
Source: RefSeq, a predicted model, not a curated record
AUGGCUUCAUCAACACCCCCUUCUCUCACCAAGAAAGUUUCUGAAAUUGGACCAGAAGAGAGUAAAGACGACCUCUCCGCCCCUCCCUCUGACAACAGCCAGGCAGGAUUCUAUGAAGAUCCCAAGUCAGCGCCAGAAGCUCCUCAGCCAACGCAGGAUCAAGAAUGGGUGUCUGGCUUCAAGCUUCUUACUAUCAUGACCGCCGUCUCGCUAGUGUGUCUGCUCAUGCUGCUGGACACGUCAAUCAUCGCUAUUCCGAAAAUCACAAACGACUUCCAUUCUUUGCCCGACGUGGGCUGGUACGGUUCCGGAUACCAGGUUGCAAGUGCGGUCCUGCAACCGCUGACGGGGAAGUUUUACUCGAACUUCAACUCCAACUGGACCUUCCUCGCCUUCUUCGCCAUUUUUGAACUAGCCUCUCUGCUAUGUGGAGUGGCCAACUCUUCGAAGAUGUUGAUUGUGGGACGGGUCGUCGCCGGCAUGGGAAGUUCUGGCAUAACGAACGGUGCUUUUACCAUCAUUGCUGGAUGUGUCCCUAUGGCAAAAAGACCAGCUCUCAUUGGAUUUGUUACCGCUUUUUCACAACUGGGCCUGAUAACGGGACCAUUGAUUGGUGGAUUACUGACGGAAUACACGACUUGGAGAUGGUGCUUCUACAUUAACCUCCCGAUUGGAGGGUUUGUUGCAGUACUUUUAAUAUUCAUCCACGUUCCCGACCAACUCCCCAAACCCCCUCCCCUGGCCGUCCUCAAAACGCUGCCAGAAAAACUCGACCUCACCGGUUUCGCACUCUUCGCGCCUGCCGUCAUCCAACUAUUACUGGCUCUACAAUGGGGCGGUAUCACAUAUACCUGGAACAGUGCGAAGAUCAUCGGCCUGUUCUGCGGCGCCGGCGGUACAUUCGCAGUCUUUCUAGCGUGGGAUUACCGUAAGGGAGACGACGCAAUGAUCCCUUUCUCCACAAUGGGAAAGAGGACUGUCUGGUCUAGCUGCGUGACGUACGGCCUCUUCAUGGGCCAGCUCUUCACAGUUUCCUAUUAUCUGCCGAUCUAUUUCCAGGGUGUGAAAGGCGCGUCUCCUACUAUGAGCGGUGUCUACGUUCUUCCUAUUAUUGGAUUUCACAUCCUCGCUGGCUUGAUCUCUGGAGUCCUAAUUGGAAAACUAGGCUACUAUUUGCCCUUCAGUGUACUUGGUUCCCUCCUAGUAGCAAUUGCAAAUGGUCUCUUGUCUACAUCAUCCCCCGGAACAUCGACUGGAAGAUGGGUUGGAUACCAGAUCAUCGGAGGUGUCGGUCGCGGACUUGGAAUGCAACCACCCAUAAUUGCCAUUCAAAACACCUUACAGCCAGCCCAAAUCCCCGUCGCCAUGGCGCUCCUCAUGUUCAGCCAAGCAUUCGGCGGAGCGCUGUUCCUCAGCUUCUCCGACACCAUCUUGACCAACAGUCUUAAAACCCUGCUUCCCAAGUACUCCCCUUCCGUGGAUCCUCAAGCUGUCAUCAAUGCCGGUGCAACGGGAUUCCGAACCAUUCUUCAAGGAGCCGACUUGGUAAACGUAGUGGUGGUGUAUGCGAAGAGUGUGGAUCGCGUUUUUUACUUGACUGCUGGAGCAGCAGUAGGCAGCUUCAUGUCCUGUUGGUUUAUGGGGUUCAAAGAUAUCAGGAAGAAGCAAACUGUUUCGAAAGCUUAG